Molecule: messenger RNA, 924 nt
Organism: Symbiodinium natans
Lineage: Eukaryota; Dinophyceae; Suessiales; Symbiodiniaceae
Source: the annotation of a GenBank genome assembly
AUGCUUGUGGGGAUUGUUCUGGAAGAGAGCGCUGAAGCCGAAGACAGCGGUUACGGCUUCGCCAUCUAUGCGGGUCUACAACGCCUCGAGCUCUUGGCCUUUGCCAGCGCCUUCUAUCUCCUGGAGGUCGAUCGCGUCAGAGGCACUGCAGCAGUCAGCGAGGCUGCGCAGCUGGGGCGAGAAUAUGCUGGUUCCAUCGCCCACGCCUCAUGCUCGCGGCCCGAAGAUGAUGAGCACAUUCGCAGGGAGAUUGGUGCCAAGAUGCGGGAGGUUGACUAUGCCAUUGAGGUUCUCAUGGCUGCCGGAGUAUCAACACCAUCCUUGCGGGCGAUCGCACGGCGGGGUGUCAACAUCACCAAGGCAGCACACUCGGAGCUCACCAUGCCUCUGAUCUUCCUGGUACCUUUGAAUAUCAUCGGCGCCAUGAAGCUGUUCUUCAACGUCUUCUAUCUAAACCCAACCUGGAUAGUAAUACCUGCCUUGGAAGCAAUCACGGUCGUGGUACGUGUGCACCUGCUCUGGAUGACACUUUGCAGUCCUCCGGACGAGACGUGCUUCAUUUUGAUGGUCGUAACCAAGCUGGCAAUACUCUACCUCAUUGUGCUUCUGCCAGAGAUUCUGGUGUGGGAGAGCUUUGCGGCCACGCACAUUCCCGUCAAUUCCUGGGUAGCCGCCUGCCAUCGAUGCUUCUGCUGCCUGGCGGCCGAAUUCUUUGCCGUGCUGGGCAUUCGAGGCACUGCCCGGCUUCCCUGCGGCCUUCGCUUUCUUCGGCUCUUCCUGGCGCGGAGCUUCCGUGGCUACCUCUCGGCCUGCGCGCGGAAUGGCGAAGAGAUAUUCUGGUGCGAGCCUUGCUGCUGCAACUGCAACUGGUGCGCGGAUGCAGAGUCCAGCGCAGAGUCCUCCUCUGAAGGCUCGGCGGACUGA